Molecule: messenger RNA, 414 nt
Organism: Odocoileus virginianus texanus
Lineage: Eukaryota; Metazoa; Chordata; Mammalia; Artiodactyla; Cervidae
Source: RefSeq, a predicted model, not a curated record
AUGCAUACACUGCAUACUCACUCUCAAAAGGAAAAUGUGGUCACGGACUUAGUAACCCUCUACUGUGCUUCCCCCACGAGGAAACAGACUGGAAAAAAGGAAAGGAGUAAUACCCUGAAUAUUGCAAUAGAAAAUAUGUGUAAGAAGACAAGAGACCUUCGCAGACAGCUCCGUAAGGCUAUCAUAGAUCAUGUGUCAGACUCUUUUUUGGAUACAACAGUCCCACUUCUGGUUCUCAUUGAAGCUGCCAAGAAUGGCCGGGAAAAGGAAAUAAAAGAAUAUGCUGCGAUAUUCCGUGAACACACCAGCAGGCUUGUAGAGGUGGCAAAUCUUGCUUGUUCCAUGUCAACAAAUGAAGAUGGGAUUAAGAUUGUCAGAGUUGCUGCCAAUCACCUGGAAACAUUGUGUCCACAG